AUGUACCUGACCCAAGUACGUAUUGCGUACUGGUACCUCCCAGGGUACCUUGGGGGGUACAAGGCGCAAGUACCGCCGAAGGUCAAGGUGACGGAAGGGAAGGAGGGGUUGGGUUGGGGCGUCGUGGGAGGGAAGGAAGGAAGGAGGCGAUGCGGCGGGGAGGGGCAGGCGCAAUGGAAAGUUGCAACAACUGGGAAGAGGGCAGGAAGGAAAAACGAGGGGCAAAGGGAUCUUCUUCCCGGCUUGCUCUGCUUGGGUCUUUGCUUCGGUUCCGUCUCGCCUCAGCCCACCAGUUCAUUCCAGUCGAACCAAAAGAGCGAGGCAAAAGUCAAUGUCAAAGAGCUGCUGAAGCAAAACAGCAAACGCAAGUUAAGCUCAACCCUUGCAGUUACCCGGCCAGCCGGCAACGUUGGGGACGAAAACGAUUCUCAAUCAGAAGCCGAGAAGAGAGAAACAUCCCGCCGCGGCAAUGUCUGGGCUGAAGACGGUGUGCCAGAGGAUGACGGCUUAGAGGUAAAUACCUCCGAGCAGGACAGCGAACAGGAGGGAGAGCCAUUGGUAACCCACGGUGCGGUACGGGCAGGACAGACGAAUGCACGUCAAAAUCCCGAGGCCGCUGGCCAUUGGAGCGACAAGGGAGGUACCCUGGGGAGGGGGGCAACGACAGCAAGCUGGUACAGCUGGAUGGAGUCGUUUGUCUGGCUGUCGGCCACGGCCAAGUCACCGUCCCCCACUGGCCCACGUUGUCCCUUGACAACCCUUCGGAAGGUCGUGGAAUCUUGCGUCCACUGGAAGCGGGGAGGUGGUAGCUUGGAUGGACGAGUGGAUGGUACAACAGCGGCGACGGCGGCGGACCGGCGGUGGACGAGUCGAGUGACCCGAAGGCCAAUGAAGCCGUCCAGUCUCCCCGGCAUGAACUAUGGCACCAUCCGUAGCCGCAGCGUCACCGCGGGCUGGUGCUCUCGAGUCUCGACGCUGUUGCCAGUAGGCUCAAUGGCUCAUGUGGCAGCAUACCAAGCUGCAGAGGCUGGAUGGCAAAGCUUUGCCGUCCCUUCUGACAGCCCAAUUGGCUUGCACGAGAACCGCAUUGGCCGCACAACCAGCUCUGGUAGCUCCGACGACUUUCAUGUGGGAAUGGGCGAGGAGUAUGACGAAAGGAACUCGUUUUACACACCUCAAAGAGCAGGAUUACACAGUCUAAGUGUUGGUACAGGUACAGAGUUAAAGAAAAAUGGAUCUUUGCUGUCUUCUCAGGAGAAAAAAGUUUUGGUGAGGUCAGGGACACUCACCCCAAAGGGGGCGGAAGGUCACGGCACGGCGCGAGAGCAACCUGAGGAACACACGCUCGGCAGGGUCGUCCUGUCGGAGCUCAAGGCCUUGAACUAUUUCGUACCUAAUUCUUCCAAUUUGAGGAUAAACGACGAACUAUCUACAGCCAGCUUCAUUCAAUUGGGGGUUUCUGAGAAUAUCUCAUGGAGAAACAGUAGCUGUUCCGAGUCAAGCUGUGAGCUGAUCGAGGCGCAGAGAGAGUUGCCAGAGGUACACCACGUGACUCGACACCUUCCCUCCCCACAUCUCCUUUCCCUCAGACUGAGCCAAUCUUAUCUCAUCCGCGCGUUCCAGGGUGGCCAGGUCGCUGGAUUGCGCUUCUGUUUGAAACGUCGACAAAGAAUCACAAGGAGCAUCGCGUCUUCGAGUUUACCACCUUCACCUGUGCCUUUGGGCUUCUUGCUUGCCGUUCAUCGAAUCCCUCCCCAUCUCCACCUCGUUAAAACCGCCAAAAUGGAUUGGAACAAUCUGAAAGACACGGUCUCCAACAUGACCCUGUACGACGUCAAGGCUGGCGUCAGAAAGGUCCAAAAUGCCGUGAUGAAUUACACGGAAAUGGAGUCCAAGGUCCGAGAGGCAACAAACAACGAACCUUGGGGCGCGUCCUCAUCACUGAUGCAAGAGAUUGCCAACGGCACCUUCAACUAUGCUACUCUUAACGAGAUCAUGCCCAUGAUUUACCGUCGGUUCACAGAAAAGUCCGCCGAAGAGUGGCGGCAAAUCUACAAGGCUCUUCAGCUUCUCGAGUUCCUGAUCAAGCACGGCUCCGAACGAGUCAUCGACGAUGCCCGCGGCCACAUUACACUACUCAAGAUGCUUCGCCAGUUCCACUAUAUCGAUCAGAACGGGAAGGACCAAGGAAUCAACGUUCGCAACCGUGCCAAGGAAUUGGCCGAACUUCUCGGCGAUGUCGAGCGCAUCCGGACCGAGCGCAAGAAGGCGCGGGCCACCAAGAAUAAGUACACCGGUGUUGAGGGUGGAAUGAGCAUGGGCGGUGGAUUCUCAAGCGGGAGCGGCAGUCGCUAUGGAGGCUUCGGAAGCGAGACCGGAGGCUACGGUGGCUACUCCGGAGGCGUCUACGGCGACGGCGGUGGGUUCGGCGGAGAAGAGAGCAACGAUUACGGCAAAACACAGUCACACGGCGACAAGUUUGAGGAGUACGACGAGUUUGAUGACACUCGCCCAGCUGCCAGCUCCUCGUCUUCUCGAUCCAAGAGACCAGAGCGAGCUGCCGCUCCCGCUCCCAAGGCGGAGCCACCCAAGAAGAAGGAGCCCGAAGUCGAUCUCUUCUCCUUUGACGACCCUGCGCCCUCUUCCAUGCCAGCCCCUGUUGCCCCGGCUCCGUCCAACGGCUCCGGCUUUGCCUCCCUGUCUGCUGCUCCUGCGGCUGCCAACGACGACGAUGACUUUGACGACUUCCAGUCCGCGCCCUCGGCUCCCGCAGCAGCAACCCCCAUGUCCCCUCCCGUCAUGACAGCCAACUCUGCCACGACCUUCGCCGCUCCCCAGCCCGUCUCUGCGCCUCAACAGGCCAACAUCGGCAAUAUGGUCAGCAUGUCUUCCAUGUCACCCGCUCCGAGCGCCAACUACUCAGCUUUCAGCACCCCCGCUGUUGCUUCUCCUGCCGCACAAAUCAAGCCUACUGGAUACCAGCCUUCAGGGCCCAACUACUUUGGCUCAGUUCAGACUGCGGUCCCGCAGGCUACUGGUGGCUCUUUUGCAUCUACUCCUGGUGCUUCGGCGGCGGCAAAGCCGGCUUCAGCUGCUGCUAAGCCGGCCGCUGCUGGUGGUGAUGCUUUUGGUGCCCUGUGGUCACAGGCUAGCUCCGGCGUGAAGAAGACGAGCACACCAACUGCCGGCCCGGCUUUGGGCCAGCUUGCAAAGGAGAAGAGCAGUGCAGGAAUUUGGGGUGCCCCUGCUGCGGCGUCGACACCGAAGCCUGCUGGAAACGCCUCCUCCGGCGGAAACCAUGGCCUGGACGACUUGCUUGACGGAGCCUACCCAGCCUUACAGCAUCACUGGCCACGCAAUAACACAAGACAGAGGGCGCCGCGAAGACUGCAACACAUGAACCAUAUACUGAAAUUUCAAGCGAACCACAUUCAAUACUUGUGUCCUCAGGGAUCUUUCCACCUCGUGCAAUGUGACAUCAUGCUCACAGGCUUGACAGCUGUCUUUGACUCACAGCCCUCUGCGGCCGAUAGCGCGACCUACUCAUGCGCCCACAAUCCGAAGCAAGCCGUCUGUACUGUGAACUUGGACCCAACUGACGCCAAGUCGAUCAAUAGCGGACCGACCGCCCGCGGGCCAACCAUCGUCGUCCCGCGGCUGUGGGGGGCUCAAGAGGUGCAAAAGGCUCAAGGAUCAGUACAGAGCUCCUCGCGCAUCCAGAACGCAUAUGCGGCCUUGGCUAGCAACCGCCAGACCUGGUUUCAGGUUCGGUACCUGCAUGUAUUUGGGACCUGGGCUAGCUCGUAUGAACAGGCGCCUCAGCCUCCGCCAUCGUCGCCCCCAGCGUGGCCGCCUCUAGUGGUCUGUUCGAUUGUCAGUUCAAGAUGCAGAAAAGGCAUGGAGGUCCACCAGGUCGAGGCCAAGGUGGAAGCUAGGCGCGCAGCCAUCCAAUACGAUCAUCCACGGCCUGGCUCAAUGACAACCAGCCAUUGGACGCGCCUAUUUUCUUCUCCACAAGCCUCCAAUUUCCCGGAGCCGUGUGGCCCCGUUGUAAAUUUCGUACCCGCGUCGCUUGUCCAACCUCUCCGGAAAUCCACCGCCGUUAAGCGCCGCACCGCAACCCCGGCCGUUGACGAGGUACGGCAACUGACGUAUCUCAUGCAGGAACCAGUAACCUCAGGUACCAUUUGCAGGCCAGAUGAACCACAGGACUGGUUACUAGGCUGGUUGAAGAUUCCCGAGUUUCUUUCUGUUCUUCAUCAACCUCACAAACACAAGUCUUUACAACAAUCUUCCUCGCUACACCAGGCGACUUACGACACCCCGUCCAAAAUUCCUUCCUCAACCUCCCUCCCGUCGCCCACCGCCAGCAUCCCCUUCCCGCCCCGGAAGUUCCCCGUCCGCACGGCGCUCCACUUCCACGCCCCGCGCCCGAAGCUCACCCUCGUCACGCCCGUCUCCCUGGCCCGCGACUUCGCCGCCCGGAAGCACGACAGAAUCAUGGGUUCCGCUCCUCGCCUCGGCGCCCUCGGGCACACCUUCACCGCCAUGCGCGCCAUGCAGUUCGUCUCCUUGGUGUCCAUCAUCGGCAUGGUUUCCAACUUUAUUUCGGAGAUUAACGGCGCUGAUGCCGUUCCGCCCUCGGUCUUGAUCGGCACGCUCGUUAUUUCCUGCAUCGCAACCCUCUACAUCUCAAUCACCUACAUCCUCUACUACGACAACAUGCUCCCCCUCCUCCUCGCCGCCGGCGCAGACACCUUCCUCCUCAUCGCCGUCAUCGUCGUCGCCUGCCUCCUAGGCAAACCCCUCUCCUACCUAGACUGCGCCGCCCUGCCCAAGUCCAGCGGUAGCACCGCCAACUUCAUGGCGUCCGUGACGGCCAACAUCAACACGGGCUCCGCGCUCAACUACUUCAUCUGGGUCGGCGCCGACCAGGGCACGUGCUACGCCAUCAAGGCCGUCUGGGGUCUGUCGAUUGCGCUGUGCGUGCUGUUCGCGUUUAGCGCUGUGACGACUGUCUGCCUCUGGCGCAGGGUGAAGCUUGCGCCUGCGGCGGUGAAGGAUAUCGAGGUCGGUGGUGUUGGUGGUGGAAACGGUGGUGGUGGCUACGCUCCUUCUUUCCCGCCUCCUCCUACGAGGGAAGUACGGGGUUGCUAUUUCAGCAACAACAAGAAGAGCCUCGGCACCGCCGCGGUGUUGGCGCGGGAGAAGCGGUGGGACAGCGACUAUUCUUCGGGUUCGGACUCGGAUGAAGCCCACCAAGUCGCUGUACCACCUCCCGCCUCCCAACACACCCGGACAACCGCGUGGUUUCCACCCCCGCCGCUGCCAGCGUCGACGCAACGACAGAUGCAGAUGCCCCCUACCACGGCCCAAGUGCAGCACAAGCGCGUGCAGAUUGUCGAGCAGAGGCAGCCCGUUCACCCAAUGCCCGUCUUGCCCGAGUUGAUCGUCUCCCCCGCGCCGCCGCUUUCUCCGGCCCCGUCUUCUGCUCCGUCGCCGAUGACGCCGGUGGAGCACCUCGUCCAUGGCAAGGGUCUUGGCCGGGGGAAGUCGAAGCGCAAGACGAUUAUGGAGUUUAUUGACGGGUGGUGGGAUUUGGGAUUGUUGGAGCAGCAGAAGCGGGCUGCUUCUCGGAGGAAGGCGUGA
Molecule: messenger RNA, 5649 nt
Organism: Colletotrichum lupini
Lineage: Eukaryota; Fungi; Ascomycota; Sordariomycetes; Glomerellales; Glomerellaceae
Product: epsin-3
Exons: 28
Coding region: 1-5649 (1882 amino acids)
Biological process (GO): Golgi to endosome transport; endocytosis
Cellular component (GO): clathrin vesicle coat; plasma membrane; endosome
Molecular function (GO): clathrin binding; phospholipid binding
Source: RefSeq, a predicted model, not a curated record